GCUAGACUAUAGUAAAUCAUCUGAUACGUAUAAACAAACAGCUGGCAUUUAAACGCCAUCGAAUUCAAAGAAACUAUAUCUUUUUUUUUUUUUUUAUGACAAAAGUCCCUCUUUACAGUAUGUGGGUUUAAUAUGAACUCAACAGCCCCCGCGUGUUUACUGGACGUCCGUCAGAUCACUCGUGCUCGCGGCAGGUGCGUGGAAUCUUGUGUUUGUCUCGCGAACGCUCCGCCCCUGUCAAUGCAAACGAUUUAAGAAAAGUCGCGGUCGAAAGCUGAACUACGUUACUGACAAAUUCCAAAACUCGAAAGAACUGAAAGAGGAAAGGACGUGCUUCAGUACUUUCUGCAAUGUGUUCAGAUGAAGAGCGCGCGAUGACUGGGGGCUCCGGUAACGGAAAGUUGCGUCAGUGGCUGAUAGAGCAGGUGGACACUGGAAAAUACCCUGGACUCGUGUGGGAGAACGAGGAGAAGAGUAUCUUUAGGAUUCCGUGGAAGCACGCGGGCAAGCAGGACUACAACAGGGAUGAGGAUGCUGCGCUCUUCAAGGCAUGGGCGCUGUUCAAAGGCAAGCAUCGUGAGGGCAUCGACAAACCUGACCCGCCAACGUGGAAAACGCGCCUUCGGUGCGCUCUCAACAAAAGCAAUGACUUCGAAGAGCUCGUGGAGCGCAGUCAGCUUGAUAUCUCGGAUCCCUACAAAGUGUAUAGGAUCGUUCCGGAGGGAUCCAAAAAAGGACCCAGAUCUCUUGAAGAGUCACAGUCCAAUUCAAGCUCGCCCAACUAUCCGAUACAUCCACCUUAUGCACCAGCACCUUCUCAGGUGUGCAACUACAUUUCUCCAGCAGAGAGAGGAUGGAGGGAUUACCCCACUCUGUCUGAGAUCCCUUACAGCCAGAGCCCCUACACUUCACGCUGGGACCCUGGGUACCAAUUCAGUGGCUCCUUUUACAGUUGUACAGCAUCAGAUCCACAGCCCUCACCUUUCUCCCUGGACUCCAGCAUGAGAUCUGCUGAGGCUGUGGCCCUUUCAGAUUACCGCUUACAUGUGGUGGUGUUUUACCGGGACGCUUUGGUUCGAGAGGUAACAGUGAGUAGCCCAGAGGGUUGUCAGCUGGGCCCUACCAGAGAGGGACAGGCCUACACUUCACCUGGGGCCCCAGAACUGGUUGAACUCCCUCAGGCUGAUGGGGCAUCUCUGGAGCGUGGCGUUAUGCUUUGGAUGGCCCCUGACGGGUUGUAUGCCCGCCGUCGCUGCCCCUGCAGGGUGUACUGGGAGGGAGCUCAUGCACCACCAACUGACAAACCCAACAAACUGGAGAGAGAGCAGACUUGCAAACUGCUGGACACUCAGCUUUUCAUAACAGAGUUGCAGAGUUACGCCCUACACGGUCGCCCUGCCCCGUGUUCCCAAGUGCUGCUGUUCUUUGAGGAGGAGAACACCGAUGGAAGACCAAGAAGGACCUUCACAGUGCAGGUUGAACCACUCUUUGCUCACCAGCUUCUUUUCCUCACUCACCCGGGCAGCAUGAACUACAUCCGCACUCAUGACCUUUCACACCUGCCCCCUGAACAUGCUCUCACCCCAAGCCAAGAUUUCCACAGAGUCCUUACGCACCACCGUAACAGCGGCCCUCAAAAUUUACCUUAAAUGGCAUUUCACACUACGCUGAACCAUGCAUCAAGCCUUUUUUUUUUAACCCUGGGUUAGCACAGCUUUACAGGAGUGAUGAAGAGACAUUUUCACAGAUGGACAAGCAGGUUUUUAAAACAUUUUGUGCUCACUGCAUGAUGUGCUUGUCCAAUCAUUGUUUAAUUAAAUGUGUUAACCCAAGGUUUACAAAAUGUACAGUGUGAAAUCUCAGAAUCUGAAACAUACCCCAGGAUUGUAAAAACUGUGCUAAAAAAUGACCCAGGGUUAGCAAUUUCAAAUGUGCAAGGCCCCUAAUUUUUUUUAAGCUAUAGCUUAACAAGCAACUGGUGGAAUUCUGCAAUGUACCUCGGGCUUCCCUGAAUUGGAGCAGAACCACACCAGAAUAAUCUACAGUGCUAACAGACAGCAUCAGACUUCAGGAUUGUUGUCAAAUAUCAUGUCUAAAACUGAGAAAGACUCCAAGCAUAUGGCUGUGUACCACUCACUAGAAUAAAUGAUUGUAUUAUGCCAGCAUACCCUAAAAUGUGUGGGCUGUUUGCUGACAUGACAGGAAAGAAUGUAAAUUGUGCAUAUUAGCUGUGCAUGAUUAUACUUGAUAAAGUGUUACAUUUAAUUGAGCUGCAAUGUAACUGCAUUCAGAAUGUAAAAACCAAAGAAUUACAUGUAUAUAGGCUAUACAUAUAUUUGACAAAAAUGUUAAAAAAAAAAAAAAAAAAAAAAAAAAAAAAAGAAAAAAAAAACUUUUAUAAACCUUAACUUGUACGAUUCUGACAAAAUGCUCUACUUUUAUUCCACUACUUUAGCUUUUUCAUGUUGCUGGAAUGCCCAGAGUGCCUGAAUGUCACAUCUGUGUCAAUCUUCCUCUGUUUAACGAUUUAUUGCCUUUUAAUAAAAAAGUAACAUUGA
Messenger RNA from Myxocyprinus asiaticus (Chinese sucker), 2558 nucleotides. RefSeq names its product interferon regulatory factor 4-like. Lineage: Eukaryota; Metazoa; Chordata; Actinopteri; Cypriniformes; Catostomidae. Gene Ontology annotation, cellular component: nucleus. The transcript has 9 exons. Bases 351 to 1649 code for a protein of 432 amino acids. Gene Ontology annotation, molecular function: DNA-binding transcription factor activity, RNA polymerase II-specific; protein binding; RNA polymerase II cis-regulatory region sequence-specific DNA binding. The record is from RefSeq and is a predicted model, not a curated record. Gene Ontology annotation, biological process: regulation of transcription by RNA polymerase II; immune system process.